Artibeus jamaicensis (Jamaican fruit-eating bat) is the source of this 2863-nucleotide messenger RNA. It is a transcript of the gene LRRC59, whose product is annotated as leucine rich repeat containing 59. The record is from RefSeq and is a predicted model, not a curated record. Gene Ontology annotation, molecular function: protein binding. Lineage: Eukaryota; Metazoa; Chordata; Mammalia; Chiroptera; Phyllostomidae. The transcript is spliced from 7 exons. Bases 237 to 1157 code for a protein of 306 amino acids.
AAGGUGACGUGGACACGGAAGUGGUCGUCGUCGUCGCGGCCGCACCGGUGGGAGCAAGGCGCGGGGAUCGGAGUGCGGCCGGGCGGGCGGCUGAGCGGCGGAGGUUUCGCACCUGGGGCGGCGGAGGACGCACACGUGGUCGGUUGGGUGCGAGUCCGCUGAGCCGAGGAGCGGCUUCUCGGGCAUCUCCUGCAGGUCGGAGCCCCAGAGCUAGGACCCGCUCAGCCGGCGUCACCAUGACCAAGGCCGGUAGCAAGGGCGGGAAUCUCCGGGACAAGCUGGACGGCAACGAGCUGGACCUGAGCCUCAGCGACCUGAACGAGGUCCCGGUCAAGGAGCUGGCUGCCCUUCCAAAGGCCACCAUACUGGAUCUGUCCUGCAACAAGCUGGCUACUCUCCCGUCGGACUUCUGCAGCCUCACUCACCUGGUGAAGCUGGACCUGAGUAAGAACAAGCUGCAGCAACUGCCGGCUGACUUUGGCCGUCUGGUCAACCUCCAGCACCUGGACCUCCUCAACAACAAACUGGUCACCCUGCCUGUCAGCUUCGCUCAGCUCAAGAGCCUGAAGUGGCUGGACCUGAAGGACAACCCCCUGGACCCUGUCCUGGCCAAAGUGGCAGGGGACUGCUUGGAUGAGAAGCAGUGUAAGCAGUGUGCCAGCAAGGUGUUACAGCACAUGAAGUCUGUGCAGGCGGACCAGGAGCGAGAGAGGCAGCGGCGGCUGGAAGUAGAACGAGAGGCCGAGAAGAAGCGGGAGGCCAAGCAGCGAGCCAAGGAGGCUCAGGAGCGGGAAGUGCGGAAGCGGGAGAAGGCAGAAGAGAAGGAGCGCCGGAGAAAGGAGUAUGAUGCCCUCAAAGCAUCCAAGCGAGAGCAGGAGAAGAAACCCAAGAAGGAAACAAAUCAGGCCCCAAAAUCCAAGUCCGGCUCUCGGUCCCGUAAGCCACCGGCCCGGAAACACACCCGGUCCUGGGCUGUGCUGAAGCUGCUGCUGCUGCUGCUGCUGUGUGUGGCCGGCGGGCUGCUGGUGUGCCGGGUGACGGAGCUGCAGCAGCAGCCCCUCUGCGCCAGCGUGAACACCGUCUACGACAAUGCGGUGCGGGGCCUGCGCAGCCACCACAUCCUCCAGUGGGUCCUGCAGACCGAUUCUCAGCAGUGAGCAUGUCCUCAACACCGGCUGCCUCCCUGCCUUGGAGCUUGGAUUCCUAUGGAAUUGGGUUCUGCUGGACACAACCUCUUUUUAGCGUCAGACCUACCUGCCGUCAUUAAAUGGCUGCUCAUUGGUACUUGAGAACCUCCUCUUUGUAGGACUUCUUUGUUCCUUAGUCAGGGCUCCCUGGUGGAAUAAGAAGUGGAAGUGGGGAGAGGAAAAAACCUGCAUGCCUAAAGGAAUGGGCUUGGGGGUGGGGAGAGGGGAAGAAGCAGAGCCUUUCUGGUUGUUACACAAAGCCGUGUGAAGGCAAGGCUCAUUUCUACUAAACGGUCAGCUGUCACUACGUUUAUAGUUUUGUAUGUCACAAACCUUUUCUUUCAUUCCUCCCUGGGUAGCCAGGGCAGAUCAGGAGGCAGCGGGUUGUUGCUGGGGACUAGGGAACACCAUACUCAGCAAAUCUAGCCUAAAUCAGAGGGGAGGGGCACACAUUUCCUUAAGGGUCUCAGGCAUUCAUUUUGAUGACCACACAAAACCUCAGGCUCAUAAAGGGACACUUAAAGACUGUCCAGUCCAACAGAGCACUUGCUGAUAAGAACUUGAGGCCUUCCAUGACUUGCUUACAGUUUCCCAGUUAGUUUGAGAGAGCUGGACUUCCAGUCUGGUAUCCUUUUUUUCUCUUCUGUCAUUUUGCCUUCCUUAAUAUGUCCCAAGAGAAUGGAACUCACACCAGAACUGAGUAUCUCAGCCAGAGUGUGGAAUCUUUCAUGUAGACAGAUUUAUGACUCACAUAGAAAUCUCACAGCCAUGAGGGUCUCAGACAGCCCCUGUGCAGUCCUGCACCUAGUCAUGUGGCUUCCCUAAAAUACCUCCAUUUUGGAGCACUAACUCUCCCCCAUUGCCAGUAGACAAGGCAGACCUUUGCAAAGCCACGCUGUCUAUGACAGCUGUUAAUAGUCAGUGUGACUGAAUACCUCAAAGGCAACCAGAAAACUCAAGUGUCAUAGAGACUGAGGCUUAGGAUUGUUUGAUUCUGGACCUAGAGCUAUACUUAAGCAGUGAAGGGAAGGCAUCAGGUAGCAUCAUGGCAUCUGACAGUGGGCAGGGACUGUAAUCCCUAGUGCAAGUAGGGGCAGGACCGCCACUCUUGUCCGCCAGGGUGUUUCCUUGCUCAGUGGCCUCCCUUGCUCCAUCUUUGACAACAGUGGGAUGAAGGGAUCAGGAAUGGCCGUGUCACAGUGCUCACUCACUGAGGUCAGAUGGCGAGCUCCUCGCCUCUCGCCUAGGAGAGCAAGAACCUGUUAUGACCCAGACACAAAGAGGAUGGGUCCAGCUUCUAAGCCAUAGUGGCCCAGUUGGAUAGGACCGCCACUUGUGACUGUCUGAUAUUGGAAGAAAUGACUUUUCUCCCCCAAGGAUAGCUCUGCUGCAUAGGCCCCCACUUUCCUUGGUAUCACUACACAUUCCUUUAGUCUUCCGCCAAGCUCCAGAGCCAUUGGUACAAAUGCUUUAUUGAAACUAACCACGUAGUACAUAAAAUGAGACUGAGAUUCAGAAGUCGGCACAGUGAUCAGACCCGUUCCCCGGCUGGUUGAGGCAGCCCCAGUGUGUCCAAGGCUGGUGCACACCCAGCCUAGUAAAGUCGGUCCGCCGAGGACAGUUCACUCAAGGUUCUUUUGGAUUUCUACAACUAUUAAACAUGUGUCUGAGCAGUC